This is a messenger RNA of Oncorhynchus masou masou (cherry salmon), 3850 nucleotides long. RefSeq names its product endonuclease/exonuclease/phosphatase family domain-containing protein 1-like. The coding region runs from base 371 to 2035 and encodes 554 amino acids. Gene Ontology annotation, cellular component: plasma membrane. Gene Ontology annotation, biological process: DNA repair. The record is from RefSeq and is a predicted model, not a curated record. The transcript has 7 exons. Gene Ontology annotation, molecular function: DNA binding; catalytic activity. NCBI's taxonomy places the organism in Eukaryota, Metazoa, Chordata, Actinopteri, Salmoniformes, Salmonidae.
CAUCAAUUUGCCACUGGACAGUUCCUCUAGGCAAGCUGACCGGUGUGGACUGUUAAUAUACCUGAGUGAGAGACAGUUGAAGAAUUGGACCUGCGAGGGGAACCGCUGUUUUGUGCAUAUGUUCUAUUUUAAUCGCGAAAAAGCAAAUACACGAUAAUAUACUACGGCUCAUAUGUUUGUCAAUGAGUAAAAACAGUCUUGAAUGCAGGGCAUGUAUCUAAGCAAUAGUCGAUCAAUCACACUGUAGGCUACUUUUCCACGUUGCGCGCCUGCUGCUGUGGUGCGGCUGCUUUCGCCGCUCUGCCCGGUCUAUCCACGGUCUCUAGGCUUCGAAGCCACGGUGAAUUGCACUGCCAACUGAGCCGCAGCCAUGGGUGGGAAUUUGGGGUGCCACCGCUCGAUCCCCAAAGACCCGACGGAUUUCAGCAACAGCAAGCGCAAAUUUAGCGCAGCGUGCAACUUCAGCCACAUCCUCGUGAACCAGGAGAGGUUGAAUAUCAACACGGCCACCGAGGAGGAGCUGAUGACUCUACCGGGAGUGAACCGUAUGGUAGCGCAGAAUAUCGUGCAGUAUCGGGACUGCAUUGCGGGGUUUAAAAAGGUAGAAGAUUUGGCUCUCGUGAGUGGAAUUGGUGCCGGAAAACUGGAGAUCAUCAGACUGGAAAUAUGCGUUUCGAGCAGGACGAGUUCGUCCCAACACUCGCCGUCGUCGCUGCGUAAAGACUUCGAGCCCCACCUGUCAUGCACAGGUAUGAACAUUAAUACCGCCACACCGGCGCAGCUCAUGAGCAUCCGUGGCAUCACGGGUAAAAUAGCGAAUAACGUAGUAGAAUACAGGUUAGAAAACGGUCCGUUUAAAAGCAUCGAAGACUUGGUGAGGGUCAAUCACAUAAACUCGUCUCUAUUGGACAAAAUCCGCUUUCAAGUGUAUGUGGAGCGUUCCAGAACACCUUCCACCAAUACCAACGGGGGGUUGACAUACACCACCAAGUCUCAUCCGAGCCCCACAUCGUUCAGCCUCCUGAGUGAGGACCUGGAUCUCCCAGCCGGGGGGCCGACACGGAUCAUGUCGGUGCGGCCCGACGUGGAGCCUCCUUCGGGGAUGCGGGAGGGGAAGGCGGUGGUCAGGGUGGCUACCUGGAACCUCCAGAACUGCUCCUGUGAAAAAGCCAACAACCCGGGCAUCAAAGAGGUCGUGUGUAUGACGCUGCUUGAAAAUGACAUCAAGUUACUGGCCGUCCAAGACCUGGUAGAUCGGGAGGCCCUUGACAAGUUCUGUGUGGAACUGAACCAGGGCUCGUUGGACAGCGUGCGGAAGUGGAGAGGACCACGGGGAGUCUGGAAGAGUAUCGUCUCUGAGAAACCCACAGGACUGUUCAACAAGGGAGUCAGUUAUUCUGGGUUCCUGUGGGAUAGCUCUUCUGGGAUUGACCUGAAAGAUGCUUCAGUCCUGGAGAGUCCUGUCGUCAAUGGCAACGCGAUGCACCCCCACCCCCGGCCAUAUCUCGCCCACUUUUAUGUUGGAUCGUUGGAGAUGACAAUGGUCAAUGUCCACAUGAGUGCUGGGGCUUGGGAGUCCAACUGUAGGAACCACACCUCUGAGGAAGUCAAGGCCCACAGACUGACCUCCAGGAUCCAGGACACACUGAAAGCUCAGAAGGGCCUGGUGGUGUUGGGAGACUUUGGCCUGCCCCCCCAGAGCAGUGAGCUGGACCAGCUGAGGAAGGAGAGGCUGAGCCCACUGGUGCCCCCCAACAUGUUCACCAACAUCAGCACCCGCUCCCCCAAGGGCUCCCUCUGUCUGGACAACAUCUGGGUCAGCAAGUCACUGAAGAAGAUCUACGCAGGACACUGCCUGGUGGUGCGAGAGGGCCUGACCAACCCCUGGAUACCUGACAACUGGUCGUGGGGCGGGGUGGUGUCCGACCAUUGUCCUGUCAUGGCCGAGUUCUAUGUGGACGUGGCACAGAAGGAGCUGAGAAACAGAGUUUCCGUGGUAGAGAGAGGAGAAAGUAUGUCGAAACACGAGCGGUGACUGUGGCUCGCGGUCGCCACAGAGAUACAGAAGGAAGAUUGUGGCACGGUGGAUGUGAUAUCAGACUGACUUGACUUUGCCCUGGACUGGAUCCUGCUUUGGCCUGGGUUUUGCAGUGGAUCGAAGGGUGGAUUUACCUGACGAAUGUGAAUUGAAGCACCGAGAUUGCCUUUUCAGUUUCCUUUAUCAAUGUACAGUAGAGACUUAUCAUGACAUUGUUUUGCAAUAAAUAAUUAAACUGAUAGUGUGUUAGACAUCAGUGUGCCAAAACAUUUUUAAAAUGUAUAUGAAAUAAAAGGAAAUGGACAUUCCCUGUGCUCAUCUUUGAUAUGAUUGUUGCACAUUUAUUUUAAAAAGUAUAUUAUUUCCAGAACUAUUCAGACCCUAUGAGACUCAAUUGAGCUCAGGUGCAUCCUGUUUCAAUUGAUCAUCCUAGAGAUGUUUCUAUAACUUGAAUGGAGUCCACCUGUGGACAUCUCAAUUGAACAUGAUUUGGAAAGGCACAGACCUGUCUAUAUAAGGUCCCACAGAUGACAAUGCAUGUCAGAGCAAAAACCAAGCCAUGAGGUUGAAGGUAUUGUCCGUAGAGUUCCGAGACAUGAUUGUGUCGAGGCAGAGAUCUGGGGAAGGGUACCAAAACAUUUCUGCAGCAUUGAAGGUCCCCAAGAACACAGUGGCCUCCAUCAUUCUUAAAUGGAAGAAGUUCUGAUUCACUAAGACUCUUCCUUGAACUGGCCGAUUGGCCAAACUGAGCAAUCGGGGGAGAAGGGUCUUGGUCAGGGAGGUGACCAAUAACCCGAUGCUUACUCUGACAGAGCUCCAGAGUGCCUCCGUGGAGAUAGGAGAACCAAUCAGGCCUUUAUGGUAGACGGAAGCUACUACUCUGUAAAAGGCACAUGACAGCCCACUUGGAGUUUGCCAAAAGGCACCUAAAAGACUCGGACCAUGAGAAACAAGAAUCUUUGGUCUGAUGAAACCUAGAUUGAACUCCUUGACCUGAAUGCUAAGCGUCACAUCUGGAGGAAACCUGGCACCAUCCCUACAGUUGUAUGCUGUGGGGAGGUUUUUCAGCAGUAGGAGCUGGGAGACUAGUCAGGAUCUAGGGAAAGAUGAACGGAGCAAAGUACAGAGAGAUCCUUGAUGGAAAACCUGCUCAGGACCUCAGACUGACAACGACCCUAAGCACACAGCCAAGACCAUGCAGGAGUGACUUCGGGACAAGUCUCUGAAUGUCUUUCAGUGGCCCAGCCAGAGCCUGGACUUGAACCCAAUCAAACCUGAAAAUAGCUGUGCAGUGACGCUCCCCAUCCAACCUGACAGAGCUUGAGAUGAUCUGCAGAGAAGAAUGGGAGAAACUCCCCAAAUAAAGGUGUGCCAAGCUUGUAGCGUCAAUCCCAAGAAGACUCCAGGCUGUAAUCGCUGCCAAAGAUGCUUCAACAAAGUACUGAGUAAUUUGUUAUAUACAGUGCCUUGCGAAAGUAUUCGGCCCCCUCGAACUUUGCGACCUUUUGCCACAUUUCAGGCUUCAAACAUAAAGAUAUAAAACUGUAUUUUUUUGUGAAGAAUCAACAACAAGUGGGACACAAUCAUGAAGUGGAACGACAUUUAUUGGAUAUUUCAAACUUUUUAACAAAUCAAAAACUGAAAAAUUGGGCGUGCAAAAUUAUUCAGCCCCCAUAAGUUAAUACUUUGUAGCGCCACCUUUUGCUGCGAUUACAGCUGUAAGUUGCUUGGGGUAUGUCUCUAUCAGUUUUGCACAUCGAGAGACUGAAUUUUUUUCCCAUUCCUCCUUGCAAAACAGCUCGAGCUCAGUGA